Annulohypoxylon maeteangense is the source of this 1252-nucleotide messenger RNA. RefSeq lists its product as uncharacterized. Gene Ontology annotation, molecular function: transcription coregulator activity. The annotation marks the transcript as partial. Lineage: Eukaryota; Fungi; Ascomycota; Sordariomycetes; Xylariales; Hypoxylaceae. The transcript is spliced from 2 exons. The record is from RefSeq and is a predicted model, not a curated record. Gene Ontology annotation, biological process: regulation of transcription by RNA polymerase II. Gene Ontology annotation, cellular component: mediator complex; core mediator complex.
AAUCACGAACAACAUUCAAACCUCGCCAUAACCUUCUCUACACGCCCUAAAUAUUCGCACAACACACCAUCUUCCGGAAAAAUGGACAAGCAGCUUGAUCUCUGCUUCGAUCGCGUCGAAAAAGCGUUAGGCACUCUUGUCGACUCGAUCUCGAAGUACCAUCCAUCUGUGCAUCAAGUUAAUGACCUAGGUCUCGCUGACAUCGAGCUGAACAAGGGCCUGGAAGACCUACAAACCCACCAAUCCAACUACCGCCGCAUACAAGACCUGCGCACAGCAACCGCCAGCUUCGACGCCCAGAUCAAGGACACCUUACGCCUAUUAGCCAACACGCGAAAAGAGCUCGUCGGCGCGCCCGCCACCGUGUUUCCGUCCGACAUUCCUAGCUAUGACAUCAACUACGAUGAGCUACUCGCUUACGCGCGGCGCAUUAGUAAGACUACCAUGCCUCCCGCCGGUAUCAUGUCCGCAGACAUCACACAAGCAAACUCAGGAGCCGAGACCGGUGUCGCAACCCCCGCCGACGGGAUAACCCCCAACGGCGCCCCAGCACUACAAACCAACGGCAUCUCGCAACCCGCAGAUCCCUCCGCGCAGCCCAACCCCGCCGUAACAACCACAACAGGCGACGCCAACCCCGCCGCGCUCCCGGAAGAGCUGCAAUGGCGUCUAAACCCCUACAACGGCUUCGCCUUCUUCCCGUGGCCCUCAGAAGAGCAAGUUCGCCAGGGUUCCCUCGUUUCUCUCGCCUUCCUCUCCGAGCAAGGCAUCGACCCGGAGGACUACGACCCGGAGCUCGAGAAGCAGCGCAAGAGGCAAGAAGAGGAAGAAGCGAAGGCGGCGCAGGAGCGGGAACGACUGGAGAGGGAAGAGCGGGAGCGCAGGGCGCGGGAGGAGCAGGCGCGUGUGCGGGCCGAGCGCGAGAGGGAGCAGAGGGAGGCUUGGCGGCGCGCGAGCAUUUCCGGCGGAGGCGCCGGCGCGGGUGGCGGGCCUGGGUUGGCGAGUUCGCCUGUCGGGGGCGAGAAGAAGCAGUUUCAGUUUAUGGCGGAUGAUGACGAGGAUGAUGAUGAGUAGGGGGGUGCUGCUAGCUAGCUAUAUGCCGAUUGUAAGAAUCGGUCACUGCUACGUAUGCCUGGUAGUGGUAUUAAGGGGGUCUGGCGAUCUUUCGGCAUUUGAGUAGAAGGCAUUGCUCAUAUGUGAUAGGUCCUCGCUGGUUAGGAAGUACGAAUUAAAAUUAAUUCAAAAAUUCCAG